Lactuca sativa (garden lettuce) is the source of this 333-nucleotide messenger RNA. RefSeq names its product 26S proteasome non-ATPase regulatory subunit 1 homolog A. The record is from RefSeq and is a predicted model, not a curated record. Gene Ontology annotation, biological process: proteasome-mediated ubiquitin-dependent protein catabolic process. Lineage: Eukaryota; Viridiplantae; Streptophyta; Magnoliopsida; Asterales; Asteraceae. Gene Ontology annotation, cellular component: proteasome storage granule; proteasome regulatory particle, base subcomplex; nucleus.
AUGGAGGCUAUCAUUGGUCUUGCUGUUUUCAGCCACUUUUGGUACUGGAGUCCUUUGAUUUACUUCAUUACAUUGGACUUUUCCGCCACCACUUUAAUAGGACUGGACUACAAUUUAAACGUACUAAAUUUUGUGUUCAUAUCGGAUGCAAAACCUGCACUGUUUGGUUACCCCCAACCAACACUUAUCCCUACCACUACUCGCACUGUUGUACCGACUGCGGUUUUGUCAACUUCUGCAAGAGCUAAUAAGAAACAUGCGGAAAAACCCAAUGCUGACAAGUUAUCCAGCGAAGGAAGCUUUUUUGGCGAGAAGGAUGGAGACUCUAUCUAG